CUCCCUCCAUUUUUUUCCCCUCUUUAUCCACUAUUCUCUCCUCCUUUAAACUAACCACCUUUCUUAUAUAUGUAUUUAAAGGAGAGAUUUGAGUUAGUUUAUUCUAUGCACAUUCAUUGUUAGAGAUAGAGACCUCGUCCCUUUCCCCGCUCUCACGUUUCUGCGAAAUUUUUGUAUCUCUUUCUCUAUCUCCAUCCGCAUUUCGCAGAAAACAAAGAAGUAUUUUGAUAUCUUCAAACGAAAGUUUCUUCUUCAUCAUUUUGAUCUAUAUUAAUAAACAGGAAUUUUUGGCGGGUCCUUGCUAUAGAGAUUAAGGAUGUUAGGAGAUUUCAUCACCAGAUGUCUUGUGUUGCUUUUUGGGUAUGCAUACCCUGCUUUUGAAUGUUUCAAAUCUAUAGAGAAGAACAGAGUUGAAAUUGAAGAACUUAGAUUCUGGUGUCAAUAUUGGAUAAUCAUUGCACUUCUUACUGUUUGUGAGAGGAUAGGGGAUAUAUUUAUUUCAUGGUUACCAAUGUAUGGUGAGAUGAAGUUGGCAUUCUUUAUCUACUUGUGGCAUCCAAAAACAAAGGGAACUGGCUACAUCUAUGAAACUUUGCUGAGGCCUUUUGUAGCAAAGCACGAAACAGAUAUCGACAGGAAGCUACUGGAGUUGAAGGCUAAAGCCUGGGACUUUGCCAUUUACUAUUGUCAAAACUGCACAAAACUUGGGCAGAAUACAUUCUUUCAAGUUCUUGAGUACUUGGUUGCUCAAUCUGGAAAAUUUUCAGGCACAACUGCUAAGAAGGAAAGCAACCAUGAACCAAGCGUACCCUCAGCACGGAGUAUAAGUGAAUCACCCUCAAUGAGCAAACAUAAGAACAGCAAGUGGCCACCAAGACCCCCACCACCGCCCAGCAGCAGCAUCAACCGUGCAGUUUCGGAGUCACCAAAAUCCAAUCAAGUCCAAGUCCACCACCACGAACAAACAGAACAAGUACACUCGGUGGACCCAAGCACCGUCCCUGAACCUGAUGCCAUCAAUGACAAGCUCCAACAGGCCCGAAAUAGGCUCCGCCGUUCUAAGCCAAUCCAAAACUGAAGAUUGUAACCAAUUGUACAAAAAAAAAAAAAAAGCGAAACCCUUGAAAAGAGAAGAAAUUUGUUUUCUUCAAUUCUGAAUUCAAUUUGAUUCAUUCUUUUUCUUUUUCUUCCAAUACAGAUUUGUUUGUCUUUGUAA
This is a messenger RNA of Hevea brasiliensis (rubber tree), 1216 nucleotides long. Its product is annotated as putative HVA22-like protein g. Lineage: Eukaryota; Viridiplantae; Streptophyta; Magnoliopsida; Malpighiales; Euphorbiaceae. Bases 317 to 1078 code for a protein of 253 amino acids. The transcript is spliced from 8 exons. The record is from RefSeq and is a predicted model, not a curated record.